This is a messenger RNA of Pseudophryne corroboree (corroboree frog), 5575 nucleotides long. RefSeq names its product integrator complex subunit 2 (gene INTS2). The record is from RefSeq and is a predicted model, not a curated record. The transcript has 24 exons. Gene Ontology annotation, cellular component: integrator complex. Bases 320 to 3832 code for a protein of 1170 amino acids. Lineage: Eukaryota; Metazoa; Chordata; Amphibia; Anura; Myobatrachidae. Gene Ontology annotation, biological process: snRNA 3'-end processing.
CAUAUCCCUGAGUACCUCAGUGUUUUUUCUGUGCUCGACGCAGUUAGUAGGCUUGUGGCUUUGCUGCCACAGAGGUCCACAUUUCAUUGGAUUUUUUUCUAAGUUUUUCUUUUUUCAACGAUUUACCACAUCCCAUCCCCCUUUCCAAUAGGCGUGGGUCAGGGAUAGUGAAGGCUGCUUUAGCAGCUGUGGUUGUCGGACCUCUCUAAAAAGAGCUCCCUCACUACCAUGUGCAGGACUAAAACCUGCAGUAAAGGCUGGACGGAACUUACAGAGAAGGCCCGUCAUAGCCCUCACCACAGGGUCCAGAGGCAAUAAAAUGGGUGACAGUUUGGGUCUGCAUUAUGUCAGUCCCUAUGCUUUUGAGGCAAUGCAGAAGGUGGAUGUGGAGCGAUUGGCUGCACUGAGUGAUCCGGAGCUGAGACUUCUACUGCCAUGUCUGGUUCGGAUGGCUUUGUGCGCUCCAGCAGACCAGAGCCAGAGUUGGGCUCAAGACAAAAAAUUGCUACUUCGGCUUCUGUCUGGGGUGGAGGCAGUGAAUUCCAUUGUGGCAUUGUUGUCUGUGGAUUUUCAUGCACUAGAGCAGGAUGCCAACAAAGAACAACAACUAAGGCACAAGCUUGGAGGAGGUACUGGAGAAAGUAUACUAGUAUCACAGCUUCAGCAUGGCCUAACAUUGGAAUUUGAGCACAGUGACUCUCCUCGCCGGCUGCGACUAGUUCUCAGUGAGUUGCUGGCAAUAAUGAAUAAGGUUGCAGAUUCGAAUGGUGAAUUCUUUCUGAAGUCAUCGGAGCUCUUUGAAAGUCCUGUGCACAUGGAGGAAGCUGCAGAUGUGCUUUGCAUUUUGCAAGCAGAAUUGCACACUCUCCUGCCGAUCACUGAAAUGGCUGAAGCUCUGCUCCAUGUUCGCAAUGGCGCCUGGUUCCUGUGUCUCCUGGUGGCUAAUGUUCCCGACAGCUUCAAUGAAGUUUGCAGCAGUUUGAUAAAGAAUGGAGAGCGCCAAGAUGAGGAGAGUGCUGGUGGGAGACGCAGAACUGAAGCAUUGCGCCAGCUGUGCAAAAUGAAUCCAUCCCAUGCCCUUAAAGUGCGAGGAAUGGUGGUAGAAGAAUGCCACCUUCCGGGGCUUGGUGUAGCUUUAAUGCUGGAUCAUACUAAACAUGAGGCCGAUGAUGAUGGUGUGAGCAAUAUGGUAUGUUUUGUGAGCGGACUGCUCCUGGGGACCAAUGCUAAAGUACGGACCUGGUUUGGAACAUUUAUUCGGAAUGGUCAGCUGAGAAGAAGAGAAAACAGCAGCUCUGUGCUGUGGCAGAUGAGAAAGCAGCUCCUCUCAGAGUUGAUGGGAAUACUCCCGGCUGAGAACACGCAAGUGCCAGAGGACGGAGACAUGGAGUGUAGAGUUCCUGUGUACUGUGGACUCAAAGAGGAACAUGUAGUCAAAGCCAGCGCCCUGCUCCGUCUGUACUGUGCUUUGAUGGGAAUUGCCGGCCUUAAGCCAACAGAUGAAGAAGCGGAGCAGGUGCUUCAGCUCAUGACCAGCCGUCCACCAGCAACUCCUGCUGGGGUGCGUUUUGUCUCCCUUUCUUUCUGUAUGCUGCUGGCCUUUUCAACGCUUGUCAGUACCCCAGAGCAAGAGCAGCUGAUGUUGAUGUGGUUGAGCUGGAUGAUAAAAGAGGAGGCUUAUUUUGAAAGUACUGCUGGAGUAUCGGCCUCAUUUGGGGAGAUGUUGUUGUUGGUUGCCAUGUACUUCCAUAGCAACCAGCUGAAUGCUAUCAUUGAUUUGGUCUGUUCCACAUUAGGAAUGAAGAUUGUCAUUAAGCCAGCCUCCCUUGGUAGAAUGAAGACCAUUUUUACCCAAGAGAUAUUUACAGAGCAGGUUGUAACAGCCCAUGCAGUUCGUGUCCCUGUCACAAGCAACCUGAGUGCUAACAUUACUGGUUUCUUACCCAUUCAUUGUAUAUAUCAGCUGCUGAGAAGUCGAGCUUUCACCAAACACAAAGUGUCAAUAAAGGAUUGGAUUUAUACUCAGCUUUGUGAAACAACCACUCCUCUACAUCAGCAACUUCUUCCACUUAUUGAUGUGUACAUCAACUCGAUUAUCACCCCUGCAUCCAAGUCCAGCCCAGAAGCCACCAACAAGCCAAUCACAGAACAGGAAAUUCUGAACGUUUUCCAAGGUCAAACUGGGGAGAAUUCACGUUCUAACCUGCGUCACAAAAUAACCACUCACCUGCUGCUGCUCUACUACCUUCUUUCUUAUGAAGAAGCUCUUCUGGCUAAUUCUAAAACACUAGCAGCUAUGCAAAAGAAACCCAAGUCUUACUCUUCAUCAUUAAUGGACCAAAUUCCAAUAAAGUACCUUAUUAGACAGGCACAGGACCUACAGCAGGAACUAGGAGGUUUACACUCUGCCCUACUGCGCCUACUGGCGACUAACUAUCCUCACCUGUGUAUAGUGGAUGACUGGAUAUGUGAAGAGGAGAUUACUGGGACAGAUGCUCUCCUACGAAGGAUGCUGCUGACCAACUCUGCCAAAAGUCAUUCUCCCAAGCAGCUGCAGGAAGCAUUUUUACUGCUACAAAGCAACCAUACACAAGUGAUGCAGAUUCUAGAGCACCUGACUUUGCUUAGUGCGAGUGACCUUAUCCCCUAUGCAGAAGUACUUACUGCCAAUAUGAGCGAACUUCUUAAUGUUGGUGCUCCACGCAGGAUCCUUCAGACCAUCAACAAGCUAUGGAUGACCUUGAACACUGUUAUGCCCAGAAGAUUGUGGGUGAUGACGGUGAAUGCAUUACAGCCAUCACUGAAACUGGCUCGGCAGCAUAAAUACACACAGAAUGAUCUCAUGAUUGACCCCUUGAUUGUUCUCAGAUGUGAUGCCCGAGUGCUGAGAUGCCCACCGCUAAUGGAUGUCACCCUACACAUGCUGAAUGGAUACCUUUUAGCUUCUAAAGCUUACCUAAACUCUUAUCUCAAAGAGACUGCUGACCAGGAUAUUAAACCUUCUCCUAGUAACACAAUAGGGUCUCUAGCAGGACAGGCAGAAACAAUGGAGGUUACUAGAGAAGAGCUGAAAAACGCACUGCUCUCAGCCCAGGAUAGUGCCGCAGUGCAAAUCUUGCUGGAGAUUUGUCUUCCUUCAGAGGAGAGUCAGGAGCAACUGGAAGGAGAGGAGAGCCUGCUCUGUAACCUGCGUGAGGUGCAGUGCCUAAUCUGUUGUCUGCUCCAUCAGAUGUUCAUAGCGGACCCAAAUAUUGCUAAGCUUGUGCAUUUUCAGGGCUAUCCAUGCCAGCUGCUGCCUCUGACUGUUGCAGGAAUCCCCUCAAUGCAUAUCUGUCUGGAUUUUAUUCCUGAGCUUAUAGCUCAGCCUGAACUAGAGAAACAGAUAUUUGCAAUCCAGCUUCUUUCACAUUUGUGCAUUCAAUAUGCAUUGCCCAAGUCUCUCAGCAUGGCUCGUCUGGCCAUUAAUGUAAUGGGGACCCUGCUCACAGUACUAACUCAAGCCAAGCGUUACAUAUUUUUCAUGCCAACAUUACUUUGUUUGGUACCAUUCUGUCAGGCCUUUCCUCCAUUAUAUGAGGACAUCAUGUCAUUACUUAUACAGAUUGGGCAGAUCUGUGCAUCAAAUGUGGCUACUCAGACCAGAGAUGUUGACCCAAUUAUUACUCGUCUGCAGCAACUUAAAGAGAAGGAAGUGUCCAGCACAUUCACCCUUUCCCCGCUUCCAAUUUCUGCUACAAAGGACUCUGAGAGUUUGGAUCCAGAUGUACAACUGUGUCAGCGAGUUGAAAGCACCAUCAUUGAGAUAAUUAACAUGAGUGUCACCGGAGUGUAAAGGAUUUGACAGUUUAGUUCUACAUACUGUUUAUCUGUAUCAGAUUUCACAGUAAAGGAGACCCGAACAGAGCAUGCAAUAAGGCUUCAUGGCAACUGAAAAGAUCGAAUUUCUGGUGGAGUGGCUAAUUACAUGCCUCCAAGUACCAUCUAAGAUGUGCUGCCUAACAUACUGUACAAAAGCCUACACUUAAAAAUAUAAAUGCUGCAGUUUCAUUUAGAUUCCAAUAAAUGUAACAUUCUUCUGGGUAAUAGUAAGAAGUGACUGAUAAAAUGUAUGCAAGUACGAGUGCAAACCACAAUGCAGUUAGUAAUGUUUUAACCAGGAUAAGUACAAUAUUUCAAAAUACAUGUUUAGACUUUUGUCUUGUGCCAACUAUGUGCUGCAGAUUUUAUCAUGUGCCCCACCUUUUAUAUAUAUAUAUAUAUAUAUAUAUAUAUAUAUAUAUAUAUAUAUAUAUAUAUAUAUAUAUAUAUAUAAAAUAUAUAUAAAAUAUAUAUGCCUUUACGAUUUAACAGGCAUUACAGCUCAUGCACUAUAGUGCAUUGCUGGAUAAAACCAAUUGCCAUAAGACUUCUUCAGACCCCAGGAUGGGAUUCGGUUAAGAUACCGGUUGUAGGGAUCCAGGCAGUCGGAAUUCUGACGCCGGUAUCCUGAGCGCAAGUAUAGCGCACGGGUUAAGCUGCAGGAGAGGGGGGAGUUUAGGGGUUAGGCUGAGGGGAAGCACCACCGGGGGGAGGUUAGGGUUAGGAUGCGGGAAGGUAGGGGAGAGGGAUAGCAUAGUUACCUUGCCUUUGUCAGGAUUUUAAACAUCAGGAUGCAGGCGUUGGUAUUGUGACCGCUGGCAUCCCAUCCGUUGGUCGCUCAUACCAAACCCCUCAGGAUUUGUAUGGAGCUAUAUAAAGCAUUAGUUUAAUAUAUGGUCUGCAGCCCAAUUAAACAUUCUACAAAUGAAAGGGAACGCCUUCAUCUUGGUGAGACAUUAUGUGAAAAUCAGAGAAGGUUGUUGAAAACAUUGAAGCUUCUUGUAUGUGUUCUUGAAAAAGUUGGAAAUGCUAUACUCAUGGAGCAUAACAAUUUAAUGUGACAUUCAUUUAGUUUAGCUCAUUUACAGUAUAUACUUACAGCUUGUGAGUGCAGCUGCCUUUUGCAGUAGUGUUUUUAGAGUUUGUGGUGCUCUCUUAUAAUUGGUUUGAGAAUAAGUGUUAGUCACCUGCUUGAAGAAAACCAACUACCCUAGUAUCGGUGCUGUCCAUUCCUGAUAUAAAGGAAAUGAAAGGAGCAUCUAGGCUAAAAAAAAAGAGAGACUUAAGUUCUUAAGCACGAUAAGGGUACUAAAACUUUUAACUCUCGUGGUAACACCUACUUACACCUAGUAAAUGUAGUAUAAUUACUAUACAUAAAGCUUUUGUGCUGUGUCAAAACUCGGGAUCUGUGGUCACCAACACAACAAACAUGUUAAUGCUGCAUUGAUUAUUAUCAUUGCUAAGGAAAUGAUUGUAUUCAUGUGUUUGCCAAUUUUUCCAAAAUGUAAAAAUAAUUAUUUUUUGUCUGUAAUAUCUUCUAUUACAUUUUUUAACCUGCGCGAAAUAUGAUAAAUAGAAGUAAAAUAUACAAAAAAAAAAAAAAAAUUGUAAUACCCGUAACAUGACCUCCUACCAAGAGACACUGUAUAAAACACCCAUACUCGCAUUCAAAUUGUUCCUUUUUAGUUGCUAUAAAUUAUAAAUUUUUAUAAUGAAA